Messenger RNA from Panicum hallii, 846 nucleotides. RefSeq names its product ubiquitin-like. The transcript is spliced from 4 exons. Gene Ontology annotation, biological process: protein ubiquitination; translation; modification-dependent protein catabolic process. The record is from RefSeq and is a predicted model, not a curated record. Gene Ontology annotation, cellular component: ribosome; cytoplasm; nucleus. NCBI's taxonomy places the organism in Eukaryota, Viridiplantae, Streptophyta, Magnoliopsida, Poales, Poaceae. The coding region runs from base 102 to 530 and encodes 142 amino acids. Gene Ontology annotation, molecular function: protein tag activity; structural constituent of ribosome; ubiquitin protein ligase binding.
GCUCCUCUCCACUACCGCCGCCACCACCCCCAAAACCCCCGCCCCGGCCGGAGGGGACGAGAGCGACCGAGAGGGAGGAAGCGGGCGACCGGCCGGCGGAGAUGCAGAUCUUCGUGAAGACGCUGACGGGGAAGACCGUCACGCUGGAGGUCGAGAGCAGCGACACCGUCGCCAACGUCAAGGCCAAGAUCCAGGGCGAGGAAGGCAUCCCACCGGACCAGCAGCGGCUCAUCUUCGUGGGGAAGCAGCUGGAGGACGACCGCACGCUGGCCGACUACAGCAUCCAGAAGGAGUCCACGCUGCACCUGGUGCUUCGCCUCCGCGGUGGCGGCAGGGGCGGCUACCCUACCAUGACAGUCCCGUGGGACCUCAUCAACCUUGCCCGCAAGCACAAUGAGAAGAAGAUGAUCUGCCGCAGUUGCUAUGCGCGCCUUCCCUUCAGGUCCACAAACUGCCGCAAGAAGAAGUGUGGCCACACCAACGAGCUGAGGUCAAAGAAGAAGUUCAUCUCCAAGUUUAAUAACUUGUGAACGAUUUGGAAAUCGAGGGAAGUGACAUUCUGGAGUGCCAUCUGAAAGCGUCACCCAUCAGUUGAACCAACUUAUCUUAGCAUUUUAGCAUUUCUAUCAGAGCUGUUAGCUUUGUCCUAUUUUAAGUUUCCAUCUGCAUGCUGAACCUUAAUUACUCUCUCAAAUACUCGAUGUUGUUUCAACGCGUGAAGUGGCAUGCCUAAGAAAUGCUAGCGAAAUCCUUUUGGCUGAAUGCUGAAACUUUUGUCACUGUAUUCUGAAUGCUUGAGUUUUUCAGUUUGGAAGGAAGAUGAGAACAACUAGUUGUGCAAAGGCA